This is a messenger RNA of Cuscuta campestris, 407 nucleotides long. The record is from the annotation of a GenBank genome assembly. Lineage: Eukaryota; Viridiplantae; Streptophyta; Magnoliopsida; Solanales; Convolvulaceae.
AAUUUUCGGUUAUCCAUUUACAGCCCUAGAUGGGGGGGCCAUAGCGCUGACCACCUGUGGUUGGAAAGGUGAUGGCUGUGGAAUCGGCGUCUGAAAGGGAGACACUGUCAUUGGAGUUUUCAAAGGCAUCGUUCCAGCGCCUGGAAGGGCGAAUGGGCCUCAACCCUAUGCAAAUUCACGUGACCAAACCAUUUCAAUCUGGCCCAGGGGCGGAGGAGGGGGCUGCAUGGGCACGUGCCCCCAACAGUUUUUCGGCGAAGAGCUUCUAUUGAUGGCCGUAAGUGAUUGGGUGCUCUGACCAGCUACGAAGGAACGAUGGUUCCCCACCCCCCACCCCCCAUGAUAGGCGCAACAACUAUGGAGACCCUUGAGGCUAGCUUCUACUUUGAAGCGGCUUUAAUACGUUG